GCUAUUGGCUGGAAGGCAGCGGGAGCCCGCCCCGCGGCGCGGCGCCGUGGCUGGUGGAGGCAGCCCCCGGCUGGGCGGAGUGUGGAGCUCGCCGCGUUCCCGGGUACCCUCGUCCGUGAUACAGCAGUGCAGCCAUGGCAGAGCCGCAGCCCGCGUCAGGUGGCCUUACCGACCAGGCUGCCCUCGGUUGUUGCUCGGACCCUGACCCCAGCACCAAGGAUUUUCUGUUGCAGCAGACCAUGCUGCGAAUUAAGGAUCCUAAGAAGUCUCUGGAUUUUUACACUAGAGUUCUUGGAAUGACGCUACUCCAAAAAUUAGAUUUUCCCACCAUGAAAUUUUCACUCUAUUUCUUGGCUUAUGAGGAUAAAAAUGACAUCCCAAAAGAUAAAGAUGAAAAGGUAGCGUGGGUGUUCUCCAGAAAAGCCACACUUGAACUGACACACAACUGGGGCACUGAGGAGGAUGAGACCCAGAGUUACCACAGCGGCAACUCAGACCCUCGAGGGUUUGGUCACAUCGGAAUUGCAGUUCCUGAUGUACACGGUGCUUGCAAAAGAUUUGAAGAACUCGGAGUCAAAUUUGUGAAGAAGCCUGACGAUGGUAAAAUGAAAGGCCUGGCAUUUAUUCAAGAUCCUGAUGGCUACUGGAUUGAAAUUUUGAAUCCUAACAAAAUGAUAACUAUUAUUUAGGUCUCUGAGAAUACUGCUUUGAGAUUUCCAUAAAGAUACCGUGGGAGUUAAAAAAGAGAGACAGGGAACUUGGAUAUAUUCAGAUAACAGAAGCAUCAAGGACUGAUGGUUCAUUGUCUCAAUUCAAAUUAUUCUUAAGUGCAUUUCCCUUCCUGUGUCAGCUGUGCUUUUCACCGACCUGAUCAGUCCCUCUAGUUUUAAAGUAGUGCUUUGCCUUGUGUCCUUGAAUGUGGUUGUGUAACGUUAGUUUUUUAGGUAAUAAUUAGAACAGUUCCCUUCAGAGGCCGCAUUUGCCUUCUCCCUCCUAACCUGACUUCUCUCCACGUCUGCCUUUCAAUCAUCAUUUUUAAAAAAACACAUUUAACAUGUUUCCUCCUGGGGUUUCAGUCCUCAGAAAUAAUGUUUCACAGUGGAAAGUAAAGAGCCCUGAACAAAAACAAAA
This is a messenger RNA of Myotis davidii, 1131 nucleotides long. RefSeq names its product glyoxalase I (gene GLO1). Gene Ontology annotation, molecular function: lactoylglutathione lyase activity; metal ion binding. NCBI's taxonomy places the organism in Eukaryota, Metazoa, Chordata, Mammalia, Chiroptera, Vespertilionidae. The record is from RefSeq and is a predicted model, not a curated record. The transcript has 6 exons. The coding region runs from base 135 to 689 and encodes 184 amino acids.